AAAGCUUUAUCGUUGUUUAGCGUAAUGCGUAAACUACUUAAACACUGAAGUAUGAAAUAAUGUCGAAACCACAAAUUUACACAAUUUAUUAUUACCGUUCUGAGCUUCUAUAUAAAUUAGAGGGACGAUUUUCGAUCAAAUAAAAUAGCUUAUAAUUAAUUAAAAAUUUGCCGUUUUUGUCAUAAUAUUACCUAUCUACCAGUUUGUCGAUAAGACACCGUAAGUAUUUAUUUAUCGACCACCUCCAAUAAUAUUAUUAUCGCUUCUCGCGUUUAAAUUGACGUAAGUACAGUCGUUACGCGAAUCAAGCAAAAAAAUAAAAAACUCGUUACUCAUCUUAUAAAAAGUUUGGUCGCUUACAAUACCGCUCUAACUCAUCCUGUACCUACCCAAUAUACGACUAAUAUUACGACCACCCGUAUCUACUGCAAAAUAUUUACAUAAUGGACCAGUGGAAACGUGGAAACGCGAUCGUCACAGGCGCGGGUUCGGGCAUAGGAGCUGCCACGACAGUUGAGUUGCUCCGACACGGCGUAAAUGUAAUUGGAUUGGACGUUCAGUCGGCAAAGCUCGAGGAACUAGCAAAUUCGUUAAAAGAUAACACGAAAAAUGCUACGUCGACUCCAGAAGGCAGCAGUCAGCGAGGGAUUUUCUAUCCUAAGACCUGUGACAUUACCGACGAACAAGCAGUACAGGAUGUGUUUGACUGGGUGAACGCUGAGCUCGGUGGUGUCAGCGUGUUGGUCAACAACGCUGGUAUCAUAAUGCGGAGCAGUCUGUUGGACGGUACGUUGAAAGACUGGAAGUUUUUCAUGAAUAUCAACGUAUUGGCGCAAUGCGUAUGUUCGAGAGAAGCGUACCGAUCGAUGUCUAAGAACAAUAUUAAUGGGCACAUCAUUCAAAUUAACAGUAUUGGCGGUCAUUCCAUCACACCGUAUUACGCUCAUAAAAUGUACAAUGCUUCUAAAACGGCCAUCACGGUGCUGUGCGAAGGUCUUCGGCACGAACUAAGUCUCGUCAAUUCAAAGAUUAAAGUAUCGAGCAUCAGCCCAGGAAGCGUGGAUAAUACGGAAAUUUUCAACACCGCUAAAUUCAAACCUUCUUCUCAGGUUGUAAGUUCAAGACCAGCUUUGACACCGGAAGAUGUAGCAGCCAUGGUGAUUACUACGUUGGAGACGCCUCCUCGUGUUGAAGUUUGUCUUAUAAAUAGCAGAACUGAUAGUCAUUCCUACCGGUUCAACCAUACAAUCUCACGGAAAUCCUCGCCCAGUAAAUUUAUCUGAUAAAUAAUUACAACUCUAAAGUCAACCUAGCCAAUCUAUACAGCCAUAUAGGGGUUAAUUCAUGUCAACUUAGUUUAUAUUAGAUUCCACUCAAAAUGAAAGAUGUGUAUUUCUUACUCGAAGAGUGCACACUGAAUAAUAAAUAUGUUUAUAUAAUAUAUUGUACGUAAUAUUAUAAAUAUGAAAUAACUAGAAAUAAUAACAAUUGUUAGUUAAUAAUAAUAUUGUAUAACAAGUUUUAAAAUUAAAAAUUUAACUUAAAA
Molecule: messenger RNA, 1546 nt
Organism: Rhopalosiphum padi (bird cherry-oat aphid)
Lineage: Eukaryota; Metazoa; Arthropoda; Insecta; Hemiptera; Aphididae
Product: farnesol dehydrogenase-like
Exons: 6
Coding region: 444-1283 (279 amino acids)
Source: RefSeq, a predicted model, not a curated record